Messenger RNA from Dipodomys ordii (Ord's kangaroo rat), 3427 nucleotides. It is a transcript of the gene Znf385c, whose product is annotated as zinc finger protein 385C. Gene Ontology annotation, molecular function: zinc ion binding; nucleic acid binding. NCBI's taxonomy places the organism in Eukaryota, Metazoa, Chordata, Mammalia, Rodentia, Heteromyidae. The record is from RefSeq and is a predicted model, not a curated record. The transcript has 9 exons. Gene Ontology annotation, cellular component: nucleus. Bases 1 to 3249 code for a protein of 1082 amino acids.
AUGGUGCCCCCAGGAAAGAAGCCAGCUGGAGAGGCCUCCAACUCCAACAAGAAAUGCAAACGUUACUUCAAUGAGCACUGGAAGAAAGAGUUCCCUUGGCUGGACUUUGACUAUGAGCAGAAGCUGAUGUUCUGUCUGGAGUGCCGCCAGGCCCUGGUACGGAACAAGCAUGGCAAAGCAGAGAAUGCCUUCACCGUGGGCACUGACAACUUCCAGCGCCAUGCCUUGCUGCGCCACGUCACCUCGGGAGCCCACCGCCAGGCCCUGGCUGUCAACCAGGGUCAGCCCACUUUUGAGGUCCCAGCUGAGGAUGGAGGGGCCUACUCCAGUUUGGCCACCGCCCCCACCUCCAGGAACGUCAAGGCGGAAGUCGAUCCAGCCAAAGUGGCUGUGCUGACAACUGUGUACUGCAUGGCCAAAGAGGAUGUGCCCAACAACCGCUGCUUGUCCCUGCUGGAGCUGCAGAGAUUCAACCUGUGCCAGGCACUGCUGGGCACAGAGCAUGGCGAUUACUACAGCCCCAAGAGGGUGAGGGACAUGCAGGUGGCCAUUGCCAGUGUCUUACACACAGAGGCCUGCCAGCGCCUGAAAGCAUCCCCAUAUGUGGGGCUGGUAUUAGACGAGGCCAGGGACUGGCCUGAAACCCACAGAUUGGCCCUGUUCGCCACUUCCGUGUCCCCCUGUGAUGGCCAGCCUGCUACCACCUUCUUGGGCACUGUGGAGCUGCAGGAGGGUGAGGCUACUGCUGGACAACUCCUGGACAUCCUAAAAGCCUUUGGUAUAUCUGCCUCCAAGCUGGCUUGGCUCAGCUCCAGCCUCCCCAGUGACCGCCUGGAGAGCAUCAGCCAGCAGCUCCGGGCCAUCUGUCCAUUGCUCACAGAGCUUCACUGUCUUUCUGGCCAGACAGAUCCAGAGCCCCCUGCCUACCUGGGUGAAUAUGAGAGCAUCCUGGAUGCCCUCUUCCGCCUGCAUGGUGGCCCCAGUUCCCAUAUGGUACCCAAGCUCCGAGCAGCACUGGACAGCGCGGCUGUGGACUUGGCAGGGCCCUGGCCAGUACCCUGGGCUUCCUUGUUGCCUGUCGUGGAAGCAGUAGCUGAAGCCUGGCCCUGCUUGGUACCUUCCCUAGAGGCUGUUGCUCCAGCCUCGCCCACAACUGGGGCGCUGGCCUUGGCCCUGCGCCAGUUCACCUUCGUAGCCUUCACGCACUUGCUGCUGGACGCUCUGCCCUCGGUGCAGAAACUUACCCUGAUGUUGCAGUCUGAAGAGCCAGACCUGGCCUUGCUACAGCCCCUGGUGAUGGCGGCCACGGCUUCCAUCCAAGGUCAGCAUGGCUCAGGAGGUGCCCACCUCCAGCGCCUGCUGCUAGCACUGGCAUCCUCCAGCCCCGAAGGAGAAGGCCAGCGUUGUACCUACCGUGGCGUGGAGCUGGUGGGUUACUCUGCAGCUGCACUCCGGGGCUUGGAGAGGCUCCGGGGGGAUCUCCUGGACUCCAUGCAGAAGGGACUGCAGGAUUCCUACCCUGGGCCCUCUCUGGAUUAUGUGGCUGCCUUUGCAGCCAUCUUCGAUCCCCGCCACUACCCACAGGUGCCUGAGGAGCUGGACAUGCAUGGCAAGGGGUCGCUGCAGAUACUGCUGUGGGGCUUUGGGCCAGCCCUGGUGUCCCCACGCGUGCUGGGUGACUUUGCACUCUUCAAGCGUGUGGUGUCCAGCCUGGGGCAGCUCAGCCCUCGAGCACUGUGCACCAAGCUGGCAUGCAGGCACUCUGAGCUGUAUGAGCUCUUCCCAGACCUCGCCGCCCUCGCUGCCCUGGCCUUGACACUGCCAGUGGGUGCUGGGCUGAUGGACAAGGUGGGCCGUAGCCAUGAGCUGCGGUGGUGGGGACAGAGCGGGGCUGGGGACAGUCGGGGUGACCACAUAGUGAAGAUCGCUGUGGAUGGGCCCCCUCUGCACGAGUUUGACUUUAUGCUGGCAGUGGAGUUCUUAGAGACAGGCCCUGCCUCCAGCUCCCCCAGUCCCCUGCUGGCCUCUCUGCCCCUGCCCACUCGGCCUCUGCAGCCCCCGCUGGACUUCAAGCACUUGCUGGCCUUCCACUUCAAUGGCACCACCCCGCUCAGUCUCUUCCCCAACUUCAGCACGAUGGACCCAGUCCAGAAAGCUGUCAUCAGCCACACAUUUGGGGUUCCCUCCCCUCUGAAGAAGAAGCUCUUCAUCUCCUGUAACAUCUGUCACCUGAGGUUCAACUCAGCGAACCAGGCUGAAGCACAUUAUAAAGGCCACAAGCAUGCCAGGAAACUCAAGGCUGUUGAAGCUGCCAAGAACAAGCAGAGGCUGCAAACAUUGGCCCGGGAUGAGGUGGUGGUCUCCCCAGUCCCAAGUCUGGCCAGUGGAGCCCCUGGAGAGUCGCAGAGCAAAGGUCCGGCUGCCUGUCCCCUCGGCCCUCCACUCCAGCUAUCACUGACCCCAGACCCACCAGCCACGGAGCCAUCCCACCAGGACCUCUUGGAUGCUACCUCCUCUUCCACCUCCUCCUCCUGCCCUCCUCGCUCCCCAGAGCCAGGCAGGGAGGCACCAGGGCCUGAGCCUCCAGCUGUGGCUGUGGGCAGUGGAGUGGGAGGGGAAGGCAGGAGCGAGAAGGGGCGCCUCUACUGCCCCACAUGUAAGGUGACCGUGAACUCAGCCUCCCAGUUGCAGGCUCAUAACACAGGAGCCAAACACCGGUGGAUGAUGGGAGGUCAAGGAGGGGCUCCCCGGAGGGGCCGAGGCCGCACAGUGUCCCGAGGUGGACCUGGACACAAGACCAAGAGAGUGACUGGGGGCCGGGCCCCCCGCCAAGGGCCUACCCCGCCUUUCCACUGUGCUCUCUGUCAGCUCCAGGUCAAUUCAGAGACCCAGCUCAAGCAGCACAUGAGCAGCCGGAGGCACAAAGACCGCCUGGCAGGGAAGCUUCCCAAGCCCCCCAGCCAGCACAGCAAGCUACAGAAGCACGCAGCUCUAGCUGUCAGCGUCCUCAAGUCUAAACUGGCCUUGCAGAAACAGCUCACCAAGACGCUGGCAGCCCGUUUCCUGCCCAGCCCACUGCCCACCACAGCCGCUGCCAUCUGUGCCCUGCCAGGGCCCCUGGCUCUGCGGCCUGCACCCACAGCUGCAGCUACCCUCUUCCCAACUCCCAUCCUGGGUCCAGCUCUGUUUCGCACCCCAGCAGGAACAGUCCGCCCUGCCACAGGACCCAUCCUCUUUGCCCCCUACUAGCCCUCCUGGAGAGGCUAGGGCAGAUUUCCUGACAGCUACUAUCUUCCUCUGCUCCCCCAGACACCUGUUCUCUGUACCCCACAGGGACUGCCUUCUGCACAUUAAGGGGAUCCUGUUCAGUAUAGGGCAGCUGCCCUUCACUCUGUCUGGACUGGGGAUCCAGCCAGCUCACUCGGUC